AUGUUCAUUAGGUUGCAGAAGCGGCUGUUUCUGCAGUCGCACGUGACGAUCAGCGGUCGCGGCGCGAAUGUGAUUAUACGCGGAGGCAUGGUUCUGCAGAACAUCACGAAUGUGAUCAUACACAACGUUGCGACCCCUCUCUCUCCCCCCCCUCUCUCUCCACCCCCUCUCUCUCCACCCCCUCUCUCUCCACCCCCUCUCUCUACACCCCCUCUCUCUCCACCCCCUCUCUCUCCUCCCCCUCUCUCUCCACCCCCUCUCUCUCCUCCCCCUCUCUCUCCCCCCCCCGACACUCCCAUCCGCGCAGUCGGCGACCAGCGCGGCGACCACGACGUGGCGCACAAUGAAAUGAGUGAGCCCAAGAAUCCCCCUCCCCUACUUCCCCUCACCGUCCUCCUGAAGUGCCCCCAUCCCCCUAUACACAACUCCCUCCCCCGCCUCAACACCAACCUCACCAUGCUGCUGGGCACGGAAGACGACGGGGUAUACGAUGUGGACAUGCGAGUGACGCGUGUAAUCAACCUCACCAUGCUGUUAGGAGCGGAGGACGACGGGGUGUACGACGUGGACAUGCGGGUGACGCUCUACCGCAACUGGUUUGACAAGUCGGGGCAGCGACAGCCCAAGGCGCGGUGGGGCAGGGUCCACGGACGGAUCAUGGAUGGAAGGGAAGGGAUGGAGUGGUGGUGGGAUGGAUGGACUUUUGAGGUGCCUCAAAGGACUGAAGCAGAGCGGAGAGGGGUGAACGGUUGCAGGGACGGAUCAUGGAUGGAAGGGAAGGGAUGGAGUGGUGGUGGGAUGGAUGGAGUGAUGGAUGGGGAGAGACAGUGGAAUGGACGGUUGGGAGGAGAGAUGGAGGCAUGGAGGGAUGGAUGA
Closterium sp. Naga37s-1 is the source of this 876-nucleotide messenger RNA. The record is from the annotation of a GenBank genome assembly. NCBI's taxonomy places the organism in Eukaryota, Viridiplantae, Streptophyta, Zygnematophyceae, Desmidiales, Closteriaceae.